Megalops cyprinoides (Indo-Pacific tarpon) is the source of this 3674-nucleotide messenger RNA. It is a transcript of the gene aco1, whose product is annotated as aconitase 1, soluble. Gene Ontology annotation, biological process: tricarboxylic acid cycle; citrate metabolic process. The transcript has 21 exons. Gene Ontology annotation, molecular function: aconitate hydratase activity; 4 iron, 4 sulfur cluster binding; iron-responsive element binding. Gene Ontology annotation, cellular component: mitochondrion; cytosol. Lineage: Eukaryota; Metazoa; Chordata; Actinopteri; Elopiformes; Megalopidae. The record is from RefSeq and is a predicted model, not a curated record. Bases 128 to 2800 code for a protein of 890 amino acids.
GGUCUUCAGAUAACGCGCAAAAUGGGAAGUGCAAACGCCUGAGAAAACCUCUGAGGACAGACCGCUCCGUGGCUUCUGUCUCAAGGAAUCAAGGGUAUUUGGUGAUUGAGACAGAGCACCUGCAGCCAUGAGCAACCCUUACGCACACAUUGUGGAGGUGUUGGACCCACAGAAACCUGACCACAAGUUCUACAACCUGUCCAAGCUGAAGGACCCCAGAUACGAGCGCCUGCCCUUCUCCAUCCGCGUGCUGCUCGAGGCUGCGGUGAGGAACUGCGAUGAGUUCCUGGUAAAGCCGGCGGACGUGGAGAGCAUCCUGAACUGGAAGGAGACGCAGAGCCGGGGCGUGGAGGUGCCUUUCAGGCCCGCCCGGGUCAUCCUGCAGGACUUCACUGGCGUGCCCGCGGUGGUGGACUUCGCCGCCAUGCGUGAUGCGGUGAAGAAGCUCGGGGGAGACCCGGAGAACAUCAACCCUGUGUGCCCUGCUGACCUGGUCAUAGACCACUCCAUCCAGGUGGACUUCAACAGAAAAUCUGACAGCUUACAGAAGAACCAGGAUUUGGAAUUUGAAAGGAACAGGGAACGGUUUGAGUUUUUAAAGUGGGGCUCCAAGGCCUUCAGGAACAUGCGCAUCAUCCCCCCGGGCUCCGGCAUUGUGCACCAGGUGAACCUGGAGUACCUGGCCCGGGUCGUCUUCGACCAGGACGGAUUCUACUACCCCGACAGCCUGGUGGGCACGGACUCUCACACCACCAUGAUUGACGGCCUGGGGGUGCUGGGCUGGGGUGUGGGUGGGAUUGAGGCAGAGGCUGUCAUGCUGGGCCAGCCUAUCAGCAUGGUGCUUCCUGAGGUCAUUGGCUACAAGGUGGUGGGCAUACCUGACCAGCUCAUCACCUCCACAGACAUUGUGCUCACUGUCACCAAGCACCUUCGUCAGGUUGGUGUGGUGGGGAAAUUUGUUGAGUUCUUUGGCUCAGGUGUUGCCCAGCUGUCUAUUGCUGACAGAGCCACCAUCGCCAACAUGUGCCCGGAGUACGGCGCCACGGCAGCCUUCUUCCCUGUCGACCACAUCAGCAUCGAGUAUCUGAGGCAGACGGGGAGAGAUCCAGAAAAGCUAAGCUACAUCUCGCAGUACCUGCAAGCAGUGGGGAUGUUCAGAGACUACAGUGAUGCCUCCCAGGACCCUGACUUUACUCAGGUGGUAGAGCUGGACUUGGGGACAGUGGUCCCUUGCUGUAGCGGGCCCAAGAGGCCUCACGACAAGGUCGCUGUGUCCGAAAUGAAGAAGGACUUUGAGACCUGUCUAGGGGCCAAGCAAGGCUUCAAGGGCUUCCAGGUGGCACCAGAGCAUCAUGCUGCUACAGUGUCAUUCCAGUACAACGGUGCAGAGUUCUCCCUGUCCCACGGUUCUGUGGUCAUCGCCGCCAUCACCAGCUGCACCAACACCAGCAACCCGUCCGUCAUGUUGGGGGCUGGGCUCCUGGCGAAGAAGGCGAUCCAAGCAGGGCUGAACGUGAAGCCUUACAUUAAAACCAGCCUGUCUCCCGGCAGCGGAGUGGUCACGUACUACCUGAAGGAGAGCGGCGUCAUGUCCUACCUCACCGAGCUCGGGUUUGAGGUGGUGGGCUAUGGCUGCAUGACCUGCAUAGGGAACAGUGGUCCUCUUCCAGAGUCAGUAGUGGAGGCCAUCACUCAGGGAGAUUUGGUGGCUGUUGGGGUCUUGUCCGGCAACAGGAAUUUUGAGGGCCGUGUCCAUCCCAACACCCGCGCCAACUACCUGGCCUCGCCGCCGCUGGUCAUCGCCUAUGCUAUUGCCGGAACCGUCCGGAUAGACUUUGAGAAGGAGCCCUUGGCGGUGAAUUCACAGGGGAAGGAGAUCUUCCUGAGAGACAUCUGGCCCACACGGGAGGAGAUCCAAGAAGUGGAGAGACGCUUUGUCAUUCCUGCCAUGUUCAAGGAGGUCUAUGAGAAGGUCGAGAAUGUGAACGAGCGCUGGAACUCCCUCAAGGCCCCCUCUGACAAGCUCUACACCUGGGACCCCAAAUCCACCUACAUCAAGUCUCCGCCUUUCUUCGAUGGACUGACAAAGGAGCUGCAGCCGCCCAAAUCCGUCACGGACGCGUAUGUCCUGCUGAACUUCGGGGACUCUGUGACGACGGACCACAUCUCUCCUGCUGGGAACAUCGCCCGCAACAGCCCCGCAGCGCGCUACCUGACCAGCAGGGGCCUGAACCCGAGAGACUUCAACUCGUACGGAUCCCGCCGUGGCAACGACGCGGUAAUGGCCCGGGGCACCUUUGCCAACAUCCGCCUCUUGAACAAGUUCCUGAACAAACAGGGCCCACGCACCGUGCACCUGCCGUCGGAAGAAACGCUGGACGUGUUUGAUGCUGCAGAGCGGUACCAGCAGGCUGGGGUGCCCCUCCUGGUGCUGGCAGGAAAGGAAUAUGGGUCAGGCAGCUCCAGGGACUGGGCAGCCAAGGGGCCUUUCCUGCUGGGCAUCAAGGCGGUGCUGGCGGAGAGCUACGAGCGCAUCCACCGCAGUAACCUGGUGGGCAUGGGCAUCAUCCCGCUGGAGUACCUGCCCGGAGACACGGCCGAGUCCCUGGGGCUGACUGGCCGCGAGCGCUACACCAUCGUCAUCCCCGAGCAGCUCUCGCCCAGGAUGGUCGUCGACAUCAAGCUCGACACAGGGAAGUCCUUCCAGGCGCGGAUGAGGUUUGACACCGAUGUGGAGCUCACGUACUUCCACCAUGGCGGCAUCCUCAACUACAUGAUCCGAAAGAUGUCCGACAAGUAGGGGGGGAGUCCUCCAGGCCAAACGGAAAAGCAGAGCUGCUGGCACAGCACCCAUCCGGAGAAAGAACCCAUUUACGAGGAACAAGUUGACACUAAAACGCACCCUCUGUUCUGGUUUUCACUUGUACGUCCUUUCACGUUUCAUGUCUUAGCGUGUUAAUCUCACCCUCUUUGCAGAGGCUGGAAGGACUGCAAAUGAAAGUGAAGAACCAUGGCCUCACUCUUUACCUCAUCAUUGCCAAGCUGUAAUUCCCCUGCAGAAAUUAUGUAGUUUUGUUAUCAUGUAGUCAGUACUCUGAUCUCUUUGUCUAUCUUCUUGCCAUUUUUGGUCUCCUCUAGGGAUCAGUAGCCGUCUCUCGUAACUUGCUGUAACCGUUUGUUUUGUGUUGAAGUGUCUCUCUCAUGCAGAUGUCACGUUGGAACAGCUGUGAUUUCUAUGCUAACACGCUGCAGCAGUGGAACAGAGGAGUGUUGUGUCAGUCCCAGUUGAAGUUGGUGGGCAAACAAUAUUGUCAUAGUAGCCUCUGUCACACUGGCACUUAGAGCCGGGUCUCAAGAACGCACAUAAAUGGCCGGGGAGCGGGUUGGCCUCUGGUCAGUCACUCACAACAGGAAUCAAGGUUUACUGAGCAAAAGUGAUUUUAUGUAAGGCGAACGUCGUGUAGAACACCAACAGGUGUCAACGUCAUUUCACAAAUUUAAAGCAUUAAAGCAUGCAUUCGCAAAAAGCAAACAGCGUUUGCCUUAAAGCAGUUAUAUGGAAAAUAUCCACCCUACAUUGAGGGCGAGCUGUUUUUCAAAGUGCCUACUUCUUCUGCAGCUGAUGCAUUGUUUCGAAGGAAGGAUCUGGACCAAAGGCAUUUUUUUUUUUUUUU